Ostreococcus tauri is the source of this 570-nucleotide messenger RNA. RefSeq lists its product as hypothetical. The record is from RefSeq and is a predicted model, not a curated record. The transcript has 2 exons. Bases 1 to 570 code for a protein of 189 amino acids. NCBI's taxonomy places the organism in Eukaryota, Viridiplantae, Chlorophyta, Mamiellophyceae, Mamiellales, Bathycoccaceae.
AUGCGGCAGUACGAACCGGACGACGCCGAGGAUUCGGACUCGGAGACGCGCGCGACGCGCGAGCGCGCGCGUAGAGACGCGUUCGAGCGCGAAGUUGACGCCGAGCUGGGAACGGCGAGCGAGAGCGAGAGCGAUGACGAACGCUCGUGGGAGGCGUUCUGGCGACGAUCGACGGCGGCGAACGCGGCGAGGAUGCGACGCGCGGGUUUAGAUCCGACCGCGGCGGAGGUGCGGGAGGCGUACGGGCGUCGUGGGCAAAAGUUGGACCGAGGACGACCUCGCGAGGAGACGCUUUUUUGUUUCGGAUGCGACGGCGCGUGCGGCGACACGUUUGAGUGCGCGCAGUGUCUGGAGAUUUACCGUCGCGCGUUCUUUUGUUCGUGCGAGUGUUACGUCGCAAACUGGGAUGCACACAAGUGUCGACACGCGCCGAGUACGGCGGGACCGACGCUCAAGGAUGGCAACGUGCACAAGUUCGAGUCGCCGAUCGGAAACGGGGCGCUGUGGCACGCGACGGAGCUGCGACGCGUCGAGUUCGAAGAGUGCGUGCCACCUAGAGAGUAUAAAUAA